This is a messenger RNA of Odobenus rosmarus divergens (Pacific walrus), 1547 nucleotides long. It is a transcript of the gene TBC1D13, whose product is annotated as TBC1 domain family, member 13. The record is from RefSeq and is a predicted model, not a curated record. The coding region runs from base 95 to 1297 and encodes 400 amino acids. Gene Ontology annotation, biological process: activation of GTPase activity; intracellular protein transport. NCBI's taxonomy places the organism in Eukaryota, Metazoa, Chordata, Mammalia, Carnivora, Odobenidae. Gene Ontology annotation, molecular function: GTPase activator activity. The transcript is spliced from 12 exons.
GGUCGGAGGCCUUUGCAGAGAGCCCCGCGUCCCUAGGGGGCGGCGGUGGCCGUGGAGGCGGCGGAGGCAGCGGGGGGAUCCGGAAGUCAACACCAUGUCGAGUCUGCACAAGAGCAGGAUUGCAGAUUUCCACGAUGUCCUGAAGGAGCCCACCAUCGCCUUGGAAAAGCUUCGGGAACUCAGUUUUAGUGGCAUCCCCUGUGAGGGCGGACUGCGGUGCCUCUGCUGGAAGAUUCUAUUGAACUACCUCCCCUUGGAAAGAGCCUCAUGGACCUCCAUCCUGGCCAAGCAGAGGGAGCUAUAUUCUCAGUUCCUGAGGGAAAUGAUUAUCCAGCCUGGCAUUGCCAAGGCCAACAUGGGUGUGUCCAGGGAGGAUGUAACCUUUGAGGACCAUCCGCUCAACCCCAACCCUGACAGCCGGUGGAACACGUACUUCAAGGACAACGAGGUGCUGCUGCAGAUUGACAAGGACGUCCGGAGGUUGUGCCCAGACAUAUCUUUCUUCCAGAGAGCCACCGAGUACCCCUGCCUCCUUAUCCUGGACCCCCAGAAUGAGUUCGAGACCCUUCGAAAGCGGGUGGAACAGACAACACUGAAAUCCCAGACAGUGGCCCGGAACCGGAGUGGAGUCACAAAUAUGAGCUCCCCACACAAGAACUCUGCGCCGUCAUCCCUGAAUGAGUAUGAGGUGCUGCCCAACGGCUGCGAGGCCCACUGGGAGGUGGUGGAGCGUAUCCUGUUCAUCUACGCCAAGCUCAACCCUGGCAUCGCUUACGUGCAGGGCAUGAAUGAGGUCGUGGGGCCCCUCUAUUAUACCUUCGCCACCGACCCCAACAGCGAGUGGAAGGAGCACGCCGAGGCAGACACCUUUUUCUGCUUCACCAACCUCAUGGCUGAGAUCCGGGACAACUUCAUCAAGAGCCUGGAUGACUCACAAUGUGGUAUCACUUACAAGAUGGAAAAGGUGUACUCCACCUUGAAGGACAAGGACAUGGAACUCUACCUGAAACUGCAAGAGCAGAACAUCAAGCCCCAGUUCUUCGCCUUCCGCUGGCUGACGCUGCUGCUGUCCCAGGAGUUCUUGCUGCCCGACGUCAUCCGUAUCUGGGAUUCCCUCUUCGCCGAUGACAACCGUUUCGACUUCCUCCUCCUGGUCUGCUGCGCCAUGCUCAUACUGAUCCGGGAGCAGUUGCUGGAAGGGGACUUUACCAUAAACAUGCGGCUCCUGCAGGAUUACCCCAUUACAGAUGUCUGCCAGAUCCUACAGAAAGCCAAGGAACUCCAAGACUCAAAGUAGCCUGCUGGCAAGAGGCCCAGUUUGGGAGAGAAGACACGACCCCUGUGCCCUGGCUUCUGGGACACACAGGAGCCUCUGGGAUCCCAGCCAGCCCGAGGGGAAGCUGCAGGACCGGCCCACUCCAGGCUGCCUCAUCUGGCUCCAUCACCCUAGGCCGCUCCCGCUGGGGGCACACUGUGCCAUGCUCCUUUCUAACCACCCAGCCCUGGCUCCCUUCCUGCUCUUCGACCCGGAGGCCUUUUGCCCAGGC